Messenger RNA from Aptenodytes forsteri (emperor penguin), 1557 nucleotides. It is a transcript of the gene C2CD4C, whose product is annotated as C2 calcium dependent domain containing 4C. The record is from RefSeq and is a predicted model, not a curated record. NCBI's taxonomy places the organism in Eukaryota, Metazoa, Chordata, Aves, Sphenisciformes, Spheniscidae. The transcript has 2 exons. Bases 1 to 1557 code for a protein of 518 amino acids.
AUGGCGGCCGGCGGAGCAAGAGCCCUGCAGUGGGCCUGGCUGCAGCUCCUGGCUGUGCAGUGCUGCCGGCAGCUAGAAAAGGUGCUUGGCUGGAAUCGGUGGAGACAGGAGAAGGCUGCUCCAAUGCUGCUGGAGCCUGGCAGUGGGAGGCUUUCUGAGCUGGCAGCGCGGCCAGGCUAUGAACUGCAGGGCACGUGCACUGGGUGGGCAGCACCAGCCUCCCGGCGGGUCCGGCACCAGCCCUGGCACUGGCUGGCUCCAGGGUCCUGCCAGGUCCCCUCCACCCGGCCUGUCCCAGUGGCUCUCGUGGAGGGGCUACGGGGCGUGGCAGGGAGCGGCGGGUCUCGGGGUGCAGGGCCAGAGGAGUCCCCGCGGGGGUCACGCUACAGCAACGUCCUCACCCCCGACAAGAUCCCCGACUUCUUCAUCCCACCCAAGCUGAGCGUGGCACCUGCUGAGACAGAGGGCCCUGAGCCUCCCACAGUGCCCACCCUGGGCCCCUCGGCCUCAGAGCAGGACCUGGCUGGGCGCAAGCCCCCACGCAGCCCCCGGCCAUCCAGCCGUCCCCGGCCGCGGGCCACCAGCCGGCACAUCAUCCAGAUAGAGAGCGCUGAGGACUGGACGGCCGAGGGGGGCUUCGGCACCAACGCAGACCCGCAGGCGCAGACAGCCAUGUCGCUGCCCUACGUGCCCAAGGCGCAGACCUCCUACGGCUUCGCCACACUGGUGGAGAGCCCACACACGCGGCGCAAAGAGUCACUCUUCCACAGCGAGCACAGCAGCCUCUGCCCCUCGCCAGCCACCUCGCCUAGCGCCCAGCGCAGAGCCAAGCUCAAUGGCGAGAGCAGGCCCCGGGCACCCGCUGACCUGGGCGCAGCCCUCAUGCACCCUGGCCGCUACUUCAGCGGUGGUGAGAGUGACACGUGCUCCUCGGCCGAGUCCUCGCCCUUCAGCUCCCCGCUGCUCUCCCGCUCUGUCUCCCUGCUGAAGAUCUUCAGCCAGGAGAGCCAGUCCAAGGUCAUCAAGCUGAAGCACUCGGUAGCCCGCAACAGCUCACUGUCCACCGACGACAGCUCAGCUGACACCAGCCCCAGCGCCCAGCGCCGUGGCAGGAGCACCCCGGCUGGGGGGCAGCCGCCUGCUGCCCUGCUGCCCCUGGACCUGCCGCCGGGCCGCGACCGGGAGCACAGUCUGCAGCUCAGCCGGGGUGGGAGCCUGCGCCUGGCCGCUGAGUACGACCCCUCCAAUGCCCGGUUGCGCGUGCGGCUCAUCUCUGCUGAGGACCUCUACGACGCCCUCGUCGACCUGCGCAGCAUCAACUGCUGUGUCUCGCUGUGUCUCAACCCUGGGAAGCUGCAGAAGCAGCGCAGCACCAUUGUCAAGAACAGCCGCAACCCCGUCUUCAAUGAAGACUUCUUCUUCGAUGGGCUGGGCCCUGGCCAUGCCAGGAAGAUGUCCCUGAAGCUCAAGGUGGUCAACAAGGGCAGCAGCCUUAAGCGGGACACACUGCUGGGGGAGAAGGAGCUGCCGCUCACCACCCUCCUGUCCUGCCUGUAG